This is a messenger RNA of Salarias fasciatus (jewelled blenny), 1605 nucleotides long. RefSeq names its product TAF11 RNA polymerase II, TATA box binding protein (TBP)-associated factor (gene taf11). Gene Ontology annotation, cellular component: nucleus; transcription factor TFIID complex. Bases 153 to 770 code for a protein of 205 amino acids. Gene Ontology annotation, molecular function: RNA polymerase II general transcription initiation factor activity; protein heterodimerization activity. The record is from RefSeq and is a predicted model, not a curated record. Gene Ontology annotation, biological process: transcription initiation at RNA polymerase II promoter; RNA polymerase II preinitiation complex assembly. The transcript has 6 exons. Lineage: Eukaryota; Metazoa; Chordata; Actinopteri; Blenniiformes; Blenniidae.
CUCCGGUGUUAAACGAGCAGCAUUAGCAUUCGAUGCUACUAUUUUUGCUGCAUUGAGUAAGCGGGUUUGUGUCAUUUCUAACAGCCACGUUGGACAUUUUACAAUUUUUUGCAUCAUAAACAUCGGAUCUGAAUCGAAGGGAUCGAGUGAUCAUGGCAGAUCCUGCACGGAUUAAAUCUGAAGGCGCUCCGGAGAGGACAGCUGCCGCUCCAGAUGACCAUCCCAAAUCAGAAAAAGCUGAAAAUGUGCCCGCCACAGAAAAACCUGCUGAUGAAAACAAAGAGUCGUCCUCGCAAGAUCAGUCAAAACAGGAGAUCAAGGCUGAAACUGCUGCAGGAGAAGAUGAGGAGGAAGGAACAUCUGGUCAGCCUCCAAACAAAAGACUUAAAGUCGAGCCAGAGAAGAAAAAGGAGAAAAGACACAAAGUAGAUGAAGAUGAAAUACAAAAGAUGCAGGUUUUGGUAUCAUCGUUUUCAGAAGAGCAGCUCAACCGUUACGAGAUGUACAGGCGUUCUGCCUUUCCUAAAGCUGCCAUUAAAAGGUUGAUCCAGUCUAUAACAGGAUCCUCAGUGUCCCAGAAUGUGGUGAUUGCAAUGUCUGGCAUUGCCAAAGUUUUUGCUGGUGAAAUAGUUGAAGAAGCAUUAGAUGUUUGUGAGAAGUGGGGAGACACGCCACCUCUCCAGCCAAAGCACAUGAGGGAAGCCGUGAGGAGGUUGAAGAGCAGAGAUCAGAUUCCCAACACCAAAUAUAAGAACAUUCUCUUUCAGUGAAAGACCUGCGCUGUGGAUUCGAUCAGGACGCCGCGCCAGUGAUUCAAAAAAGGAAUGGAUCACAUGUGGGAAGUCCGAUUUUAAAUUUACUGAACUCACACUGCAGAUGAAUCAGAAGAGACAUUUCUGGUUAAUCACUGUUGUGCUGAACGUUUACAACAGUGGACCCAUGUUCCUCAUCUGAACUGAAAUCACAUUUUACACGUUACACUUUUUCUUGUUUGACUUGUAUCUCAAUUUUAUUGAAAGUCUUCUGUCUCAGUUCCAAAAGUUCAAUGUAUUGCUUUUAUGCUGACAAUGAUUUUUAUUUCUGAUUUGACAUUUAGAAAAGAUAAGUAAAUGUAUUAUUUUUUCACACACUUCAUGUAAUUAGUGAAUCAUUUACAUUAAGGUGAAUACAAAGUAGCAAAGUAACUACUGUGAAAUGUGAAACUUUGUCUACAAUGAAUGAAAAUGGACUCUGUAUUUCCCUUUGUUUGUCUGUUUGAGGCAAACUAAAGCAAUUCCAGGUUAUGAACUUUCAAACCCACCAGGCAGUGGAUAUCCUGUGGAAGCAAACAUUUUCUAUUAAAAAUAAGGACAAAAAAAAUGAAAUCUGUUGAGCAAUUAGUCAUUUAUUCUUUUUUCACUUAAAAUAUUUUCUACACACUAGUUGUGGUUCACAGAACCAAUUGAAUAUUAGUCUCAAUGAGGUGAUGAAAACAUUAAAAAUUGAACAAAAUUCUUCACAACUGACAAAAAAAAAAAAUACUGUCCAGUCUCCCCACCAUUGCAUUAUUUAAAGAGAUUUCACAAUGACUCGCCUGCCAUCUUUUGAAGUGAUUCACAUCCAAAA